CUGCAUUGCCACCGAAAUCUCGUCCACGCAAUCGCGUAAUCUCCUUAACACAAAACAUACAAACCCAACAUUACUGAUCCCCUUUCACUCUCCCUCCACCACUUCCAUAUCUCUUCUCUUCAUCCUUCCCUCACAUUCCCACACUCGCAAUCACCACUAUGGCAGCUGCAGUGACUUCCGCUGCAGUCUCUUUUCCCUCUUCCAAGUCAUCCCCAUUCUCUUCCAGAACCUCCAUAGUCUUCACCCACGAAAGAAUCACCUUCAAGAAGGCAUCUUAUGUGCCUAAUGGAAGCAGAAGCAGGGGACUGGUUUCAGUGAGAGCCCAAGUCACGACCGAAGCUCCUGCUAAGGUCAAGAAGGAGUCCAAGAAACAAGAAGAAGGUGUGACCGUGAACAAGUUCAAACCCAAGGAGCCUUACAUUGGGAGAUGCCUUCUCAACACCAAGAUCACUGGCGAUGAUGCCCCUGGAGAGACCUGGCACAUGGUUUUCAGCACUGAAGGGGAGGUGCCAUACAGAGAAGGGCAGUCGAUUGGAGUUAUUCCAGAGGGCAUUGACAAGAAUGGGAAGCCACACAAGCUUAGAUUGUAUUCAAUUGCCAGCAGUGCUAUCGGUGAUUUCGGCGACUCCAAAACUGUGUCCCUUUGUGUAAAGAGGCUUGUUUACGUUAAUGACCAAGGAGAGACUGUUAAGGGAGUCUGCUCAAAUUUCUUGUGUGAUCUGAAGCCCGGCUCAGAGGUUACAAUCACAGGACCAGUUGGUAAGGAAAUGCUUAUGCCAAAAGACCCUAAUGCUACAAUUAUCAUGCUCGGGACUGGGACCGGCAUUGCACCCUUCAGAUCGUUCUUGUGGAAAAUGUUCUUUGAGAAGCAUGAGGACUACAAGUUCAAUGGUCUCGCUUGGCUUUUCCUUGGAGUUCCCACUAGCAGCUCAUUGCUCUACAAGGAGGAGUUUGAGAAGAUGAAGGAGAAGGCACCUGAAAACUUCAGGCUGGACUUUGCAGUCAGCAGAGAGCAAACCAAUGAGAAGGGCGAAAAGAUGUACAUCCAAACGCGCAUGGCUCAAUACGCGGAAGAGCUGUGGGAGCUACUGAAGAAAGAUAACACAUUCGUGUACAUGUGUGGACUGAAGGGAAUGGAGAAGGGCAUUGAUGACAUUAUGGUCGGCUUGGCUGCUAAGGAUGGAAUUGAUUGGUUUGAUUACAAGAAGCAGCUGAAGAAGGCUGAGCAGUGGAAUGUGGAAGUUUACUAGGAAGUGUUUUUGGUUUGUACACAAACGUAAAAAGGAUGUUCCUUUCUUUUUGGCGAUAUGUAUAUUUGCAAUCCUAAAGAAUUUUUCCUGUAAUGAAGUGCAUUCCGCUGCAUUAGUGUAGAUAGGGUAUAAUCUGAGAAGAAUCAGAGUUUUGAGGGAAAUGCUCGUUAGAGCUUUCCAUUGACGAUGAAUCAGCUUAUAUACAAGCUACUAAUUAUACUUAACGGUAACUACAACUAACAAAUGAAAAUAACCAAUGAAUGCUAUACACGCGU
Molecule: messenger RNA, 1525 nt
Organism: Linum trigynum
Lineage: Eukaryota; Viridiplantae; Streptophyta; Magnoliopsida; Malpighiales; Linaceae
Source: the annotation of a GenBank genome assembly